AUGCGCACUUCUCGAGCAUCUGAAGAAACUGCCAAGGUGCUGCAGGCUUUGUCGCCUCCUGCUCGACGAACAACUCGCAGCUCGGCUCAGGCUGCUAGUCGCCUUCAGGGCUUUGCUUUUGGGGGUGCUACUGCCCCGGAUGCAUCUGUCAGUGAUGAUGAUAGUUCGUCGCUCUCAUCUGUACCGACGGUUGAUAUUGAGGAUAUCAUGGAGCCGCCGGCCAAACGUCGCAAGAGUGCGUUGAGCGCGACGUCCACCAGGGCGAAUGCGCGCUCUAGUCGCAGGGCUGUCAAAGCAGAGACUGCUGUCGAAGAAGCACCGAUCAAGAAAGAGCCCGCUGAGAAGCCAUCAAAAGCACGACGGACACCUGCUCGCAAGAUCAAAACCGAGAAUGGCGCCUACUCCAUGCAGCCCCCCUCCAACUGGGAGACUAUGUACGACAUGGUCAAGAAGAUGCGAGAGGCAAAUCCCACUGCACCCGUUGACACCAUGGGUUGCGCCGAACUCUACUGGCGUGCGUCCUCUCCGCGCGACCGCCGGUUCCAGACUCUCGUUGCACUGAUGCUGUCGUCUCAGACCAAAGACACAGUCACGGCGGUGGCCAUGCAGCGGUUGCACACGGAGCUUGGAGACCAGUCGACGAGCAUUGUGAAGAAAGAGCCUGAAGAGUAUGACUGGAAGCCCACAGACCAGGUCAAGGACAGCACUCUGAAUCUGGAGAACAUCCUAGCCGUCACCCCCGAGCGCCUCAACGAGCUCAUUGCCAAGGUGGGCUUCCACAACAACAAAACCAAAUAUAUCAAGGCCGCAGCCAUUAUCCUCCGCGAUCAAUACGACUCUGAUAUCCCGUCGACUGCUCCUGAACUGAUGAAGCUCCCCGGCGUCGGUCCGAAGAUGGCGUUUCUAUGUAUGAGCGCGGCGUGGGGCAAGCACGAAGGCAUUGGCGUUGAUGUUCACGUUCAUCGCAUUACCAAUCUCUGGGGCUGGCACAAGACAAAGAAUCCGGAGGAAACUCGCAUGGCGCUGGAAUCGUGGCUACCGAAAGACAAAUGGCACGAGAUUAACAAACUGCUGGUCGGCUUAGGACAGACAGUCUGCUUACCUGUAGCUCGGAGAUGUGGCGAAUGCGAUCUUGCAGGAACCAAGCUCUGUAAGAGCGAAAUCAGGGGUCUCGUAACACCAAAGCGAGAGGCUGCUGUGAAGCAGGAGGGGCCAAAGGUGAAGGUCGAGCAGGAGACGACAGUUGGAUUCUCGCUUUCGUCACCGUUCAAUCGACCAUACCGCCACCUGGGACUUGCCGAAGGUCUGAAGGGCCCUACACUGUUCGAUUUGCCAGAAAAUAUCAGAAAUAGAAUCUUCGACUUCGCUGCUCUGCGUCGUUCUUGUAUCAUCGACUUCACCCUGGAGCGGGACCGCAUGAAGCGAGACCCGCCUUAUUGUCAUAGAACCGAAUUGCGAGCGCAUCGCAGCCCUUGGCUUCCGCUCAGCCGCUGCUACCAUCCAAAGCUGCCGACACAGUUGUUCCUGUCGUGUCACACCCUGCGCCGGGAGGCCGGUGCCUAUUUCUUCUCCCAUAAUCGCUUCAGCAUGUUUCUUCGCGGCCGGGCAGACUACAAAAACUUUGAAGCAUCAUUGCAAUGGGGCAUGGAACAUAUUCGGUACUUGCAUGUGGAUCUCGGUCAUAAGGAUAACCGAACGCUCAAGCUGGCAGGUGGCUCCCACCAAACAUUGUUGACGUGGUGGGCGGAGUUCUGCAAGCUCGCGGCAAUCGACAUGCCGAAUCUCAGAUACUUCAGCCUCAAAUGCAAAGCCUAUGAGCAGGAAGUGGUUGUUCGUGUGAUGCGUGAUAUGGAUCCGUUUCCCAGCCUGUUCAAGUGUGCCUUCUAUUUCAGCAAUGAUCAGGAUAAGAUCUAUAGUUUCCUGCCUGUGAUGAAGCGCACGGCGCGCCGCCUGACGGACAAUCUUGAUGUCCCGCCGUUUCCGUUCAUGUAUCUGCCCCGGGAACUUCAGCUGAUGGUGCUCGGGCACCUGCUCAUCUGUCGGUCCGAUCCGUGCAUGGCCGAUCCUGUUCCGGGCCUGAUCGUCUUGGAUUACCGCGACCGUCUGCGCUUCAAAUCCUGCUGUGGCACCUGCUCGCCGGUUGGAGGCAUUUGCUUCUGUGAUAAAACCGAGACGGUAUUUUCGACGGGCUGCACCUGCUUUGCCUCGCCAUUGCGCUAUUUCCUGGUCAGUCGGGAAUUCCAUGAGCUCGCUCGUCAGGUCUUCUGGGGCCGCAACAAGUUUAUGUUCGUGGAGGAGGAUCCGACCUACACCAUGGGCUUUCUGAGUGGCAUUCCCACGGAAUCCACGAUUCUGGUGCAGAACUUGACUUUCCACUUUCCCUUGUGCUUUCGGGCCACCCCGCAGACGGGAGCCCGUUCCGCGGACGCGAAUUUGCGGCACUGGGCAGUUCUGCGCCGUUUCAUCCGGGAGCACUUUGAUCUAGCGCGCCUAACCCUGAAGAUCCAUGACCAGGGCCGGGCCACGUCAAUGUACACUAUGGACAACCGCAAGAGAUAUUUGCGCCGGCUGCUUAUGGCGUUUACCGACAUGAGAGGGCUGCGAGGGUACCGGGUGUAUCUGCGAGAUGACCGCGGGUUCGAGAGACAGGCCGUGAUGGCUGUCAUGGGGCGAUGGGCUCCUUGA
This is a messenger RNA of Aspergillus neoniger CBS 115656, 2685 nucleotides long. RefSeq names its product endonuclease III domain-containing protein. Gene Ontology annotation, cellular component: nucleus. Bases 1 to 2685 code for a protein of 894 amino acids. Gene Ontology annotation, biological process: nucleotide-excision repair; base-excision repair; base-excision repair, AP site formation. NCBI's taxonomy places the organism in Eukaryota, Fungi, Ascomycota, Eurotiomycetes, Eurotiales, Aspergillaceae. The record is from RefSeq and is a predicted model, not a curated record. The transcript is spliced from 3 exons. Gene Ontology annotation, molecular function: oxidized pyrimidine nucleobase lesion DNA N-glycosylase activity; DNA-(apurinic or apyrimidinic site) endonuclease activity; DNA binding.